AUGCUCACCGUCCCACAAACGGCAAUGCUAUCCAUUGACUCCAUCCCGUCUUCAUUCGUGGAUCUCUUCCCAGAUGGAACAUCCAUCCACGGCAUUCUAGCCGCAUAUCUCACGCACGGGGACGUCAAAACCCUGAAAGAGAUAGACGCCUGGCGCAACGUCUGGCCAAACUGGCAGGAGCUCGAGGAUAGCACGCCUAUACUAUGGCCAGCUCAUCUCCGACGAUCAAACUCCGCCUAUGAAGACGAGGACAAUUCCUCGACACCAAGUCUUCUCCCCCCUUCUGUAUCUGGGCUAUGGAAUUCUUUCGAAAAGGUACCCGUAGGCGUCGACUACGACACCAGGUAUCAGAACAUGCUCGCGCAAGAGGAAAAGCGACUCAGACACGCCUGGGAACAGGUUCUCUCCGUGUUCCCUAAAACGGAGUGGAAGACAUUCGCAUAUUACUGGCUCAUCAUCAACUCAAGAAGCUUCUACUAUAUAUCCCCCGGAAAGGACGAACCGGAGGAUUGGAACGACGCCAUCGCCAUGGUUCCUUAUGCUGAUUAUUUCAAUCACGAGGAUAACGCGGUUAAAAAAGGCUCAGAAGUCUACAUGAGCUACGGCGCCCACUCGAACGACUUCCUCUUCGUCGAAUACGGCUUCUUCCUCGACAAUAACGAAUCCGACUCAAUAUACCUAGACGACAUAAUCUUCCAAGACCUAACAAUAACGGACAAAAAAGAAUUAGUCCAUCAAGACUGUUUCGGCAACUUCGAAGUCACAGAAACUGGCGUAGACGCCAGGAUCGAAACAGCCGCCUGUCUCAAAUACAUGUCUAAGCGGGACUUCCGGAUUUAUAUCGAGGGCCGGUCGAAACGGGCCUUUGAUGUGGAGAAAUCGGCGGAGGUGAUUCGGGGUUGGAUUGGGGUUUAUCUUGAGGAGUGUGAGAGGACGAUGGAGAUUAUUGGGUCUAUGUUGGAGAGGUUGGGUGGGUCUAGGAGACGUAGCAGUGAUGGGAAGAAGUGGGAGAAGGGGAGGUUGGAGAUGUUGCUUAGUAGGUGGGGCCAGAUUAAGCAGAUUUGUGAAAAGGCCAUAAAUGCUGUUGGUCAGAGUGGAUAA
This is a messenger RNA of Aspergillus pseudotamarii, 1101 nucleotides long. RefSeq lists its product as uncharacterized. Gene Ontology annotation, molecular function: protein-lysine N-methyltransferase activity. Bases 1 to 1101 code for a protein of 366 amino acids. Lineage: Eukaryota; Fungi; Ascomycota; Eurotiomycetes; Eurotiales; Aspergillaceae. The record is from RefSeq and is a predicted model, not a curated record. The transcript is spliced from 4 exons. Gene Ontology annotation, biological process: peptidyl-lysine monomethylation.